Messenger RNA from Ostreobium quekettii, 360 nucleotides. The record is from the annotation of a GenBank genome assembly. NCBI's taxonomy places the organism in Eukaryota, Viridiplantae, Chlorophyta, Ulvophyceae, Bryopsidales, Ostreobiaceae.
GUGUGCUCGCGGCAUGUGAAGGCUGAGAUGCCCGAUUGGAGUGACAUGGCGAGCGCGGUGUACCCUGUCUUGCAGCACGAGCCGUGGAAGAGGAGACGUAGACUCGACGGGCAAGGACAGAACACCAUCUAUUGCGAGGUCUAUGGUUGUGUCACUGAAAUCGGUAACAACGAAAUGCUCAGGCGCUUCCGUCUGUGCCGGGAGCACAUCAGGUCUCCAGUACUCCUCUGCGGUGACCAGCAUUUCCGAUUUUGCCAAAGCUGCAACAGGAUCCAGCCUGUGGAGGACUUCAGUGGUGACCGCAGGUCAUGUAUUCGAUCUCUCCGGAAGAUCCAAAAGCCUAAGUCACCUCGUAUGUAG